Gopherus evgoodei (Goodes thornscrub tortoise) is the source of this 1540-nucleotide messenger RNA. RefSeq names its product acylphosphatase 2 (gene ACYP2). Gene Ontology annotation, molecular function: acylphosphatase activity. The record is from RefSeq and is a predicted model, not a curated record. The transcript has 4 exons. NCBI's taxonomy places the organism in Eukaryota, Metazoa, Chordata, Testudines, Testudinidae. The coding region runs from base 771 to 998 and encodes 75 amino acids.
AAUUAUUCAUGAUUAAUUUUUUUAAUCGCUUGACAGCCCUACUAACAGGUCAGUUAGUAGCUCUGGUGUUCAUAAUGCUCUCUAAGGUUCUGCUGUACCUUAAAUACCUUCCUAAAGUUAUUUUUCAAUGUUAGCAAUUGACACAUUACCUGAUCACAAAUGGAAAAGGACAUGUCCCGCAUGAUUAGGAAGGUGAUCCAUGAGACUCUAUAAAGGUGUGGUCCACCCAAUGAGGAACAGUUGAAGAGGCUGCCCCAAGUCUCCUUAUUCAUUGAAGAAGUUGGAAGGGGUCUUUGCCCCAAGCGCCCUUGCUUCCUGGAGAGGCCAGGAAAGGGAGAGACUCUUCUAUACAGGCCCUAGUCCAAAUCCCCUAACACAGAGCGUGCCCCGACACUCCUCACUUCUUGCAGGUGGUGACAAAUUCUUCAGUGGGGGUGGGGGUUAACACUAUGUCAUGUUGGGGGAGGGGACUUCCUGGGAGGGUCAGUGGGUCUCUCCCACUCCUGGAGGCAGGCCGGGGGGCAGCAAGUGGGGCAAUUUGCCCCAGACCCCGCAGGGGCCCCAUAAGCCCUGGCUAAAGGCACCCUUUUAACUUUUACUCACCCGGCGGCAGUCCGGGUCGGCAGGCCCUUCACUCACUCUGGGUCUUCAGCGGCGGGUCCUUCAGUGCCACCGAAGACACGGAGCGAGUGAGGGACGCCCUGCUGUGGAGCGAGUGAAGGACUCGCCCCCCCUGCAGACUCAGAAGGCUGCCAGGUGUUUGUUUCAGAAUGUACACAGAAGAUGAAGCUAGGAAAAUGGGAGUAGUUGGCUGGGUUAAAAAUACCAGACAAGGGACUGUUACUGGCCAAGUUCAGGGCCCAGAAGAUAAAGUAAAUGCAAUGAAGGCCUGGCUGAGUAAAGUUGGAAGUCCCAGUUCUCGCAUAGACCGAACCAACUUUUUUAAUGAAAAGGAGAUCUCUAAGCUUGAUUUCUCAGGAUUUAGCACUAGAUACUAAUGGAGGAAGAAAUCUUUAAGCACAAAAUAAUAAUGCUUCAGCUGCAUAGUAAUUUAUGUGUCUCCAAAAAAUAACACGACAGCACUUUUUUUGAUGUCUGCUUCAUACUAAAGUAUAAAAAUGCCCCUUUUACAUAAUGCAGGACUGUCAGUUACUGUAUUAGAAAUUUCACAAUGUAAAUCUUUACCAACAUUGCCAAUUUAUAUGUAAUUUACUUAGAAGUAUAAAAAAAUCAAUAAAAAAUACAACUGCAAAAUCAGCAAAUACUAAUGCACAGUGAAAUUUAUAAGACAUGAUCAUACAGAAUCUAGUCUUUGCCCAAUAAAAUAUUUGGUUUAUAUAUAUUAAAAAGCAAACAAAUAAAAAACAACUUCAAUUUCACUGUGACAUAAUUAAAAAUGUUUAAAUACUUUAAGUAAUCUUUAAACAGGAUCACAGCAACAUUCAGUAGUAUAUCCUAUAUGCUAUGAAUCGUAAAGUUCUCUUGUAUUAUUUGUAAUAAUUAGUUAAUACUGUAGCAAAUGUUCUAAAAUAAAUGUGUU